CUAAGGAUCAGCUGAAUGUUAUACAAGCUGCGAUGAACGAAUAUCAUAAUAAAACGUGCAUACGAUUUAAAGAGAGGACAAACGAAAAAGAUUAUGUAAACAUUGUAAACAAUCGUACUGGAUGCUCUAGUCCUAUUGGCAGACAAGGCGGUGAACAAUUAGUGAACUUCCAGACUCCUAAUUGUCUAAAUGUAAAUAGGACGGGUAUUGCGACACAUGAGUUUAUGCACACCCUCGGCUUUUGGCACGAGCACUCCAGAGAAGACCGAGAUGGUUACGUGGAUAUCAAUACCAAUAAUAUUCAAAAAG
Wasmannia auropunctata (little fire ant) is the source of this 309-nucleotide messenger RNA. RefSeq names its product high choriolytic enzyme 1-like. The annotation marks the transcript as partial. NCBI's taxonomy places the organism in Eukaryota, Metazoa, Arthropoda, Insecta, Hymenoptera, Formicidae. Gene Ontology annotation, biological process: proteolysis. The record is from RefSeq and is a predicted model, not a curated record. Gene Ontology annotation, molecular function: metalloendopeptidase activity; zinc ion binding. The transcript has a single exon.